Pelobates fuscus (common spadefoot toad) is the source of this 2272-nucleotide messenger RNA. It is a transcript of the gene MYEF2, whose product is annotated as myelin expression factor 2. The transcript is spliced from 17 exons. The coding region runs from base 127 to 1872 and encodes 581 amino acids. Gene Ontology annotation, molecular function: mRNA binding. The record is from RefSeq and is a predicted model, not a curated record. Gene Ontology annotation, cellular component: nucleus; cytoplasm; ribonucleoprotein complex. Lineage: Eukaryota; Metazoa; Chordata; Amphibia; Anura; Pelobatidae.
CCUCUCGCGAGAGCACGCGCGUGAUUACGCACUCUGGGUAAAGCGGAGACGUUGCGGCCCUUUGAACUCGUCGUCGCUGCGCGCUCGGUCUGUUGUGUGAGACACUGAGAGAUCGGAGCUCUGAACAUGGCUGACAUGGACCAGCAGGAUUCCCAGGACGCACUGCACACCAGCAGCGACAACAACAGCGUUAACAACAGCGUCAACGAGGACCAGGGCGAUGAGAGCGCGGGAGAGGAGGCCCCCACCAACGGCGUCAAGAAAGAUGAAGAUUCUCCAAAAGAAGAAAAACCCUCAUUGAAGGAAAAAUCUACCGGAAACAGAAAGGGUAGUAGAUUCCACCCAUAUGGCAAAGACAGACCGUCUGGCUCUGGAGACAAAAAGGGUCAAAGUCGUAAUAGAGUAUUCAUCAGUAAUAUCCCUUAUGACAUGAAGUGGCAAGCCAUCAAAGAUCUUAUGAGGGAAAAAGUUGGUGAGGUUACAUACGUGGAGCUCUUUAAGGAUGCUGAAGGAAAAUCAAGGGGCUGUGGUGUUGUGGAGUUCAAGGAUAUGGAAUUUGUUACAAAAGCUCUAGAAGUAAUGAGUAAACAUGAUCUUAAUGGAAGACCCCUUAACAUUAAAGCGGAUGCAGACGGAGAGCAUGCACGAAGAGCUUUGCAACGUGGAGGUGGGCCCUUCCCUAGUGGUCAUAAUUCUGAAAUGGGUCCUGGAAUCAUGAAUCUCCCACCUUCAAUACUCAAUAAUCCUAACAUACCCCCAGAAAUUAUCACUGCCUUAAGAGCAGGAAGACUGGGUACUACUGUGUUUGUUGCUAAUCUUGACUUUAAAGUUGGUUGGAAGAAAUUGAAAGAGGUAUUCAGCAUUGCAGGAGCUGUAAAGCGAGCAGAUAUCAAGGAGGAUAAAGAUGGCAAAAGCCGUGGAAUGGGAACAGUUACCUUUGAACAGUCACUUGAAGCAGUACAAGCGAUUUCUAUGUUCAAUGGACAGUUUUUGUUUGACAGACCUAUGCACGUGAAAAUGGAUGAUAAAUCAAUCCCUCACGAUGACUUUCAUGCAAUGGAAAAUAAAGCACCUCAGCUACCUCGUGGUCUUGGUGGUAUUGGCAUGGGUCUAGGACCAGGUGGACAACCAAUCAACACAAAUCAGAUUGGCAUGGGUAACAUGGGUCCUGGAGGUAUGGCUAUGGAUGGUCCAGGCUUUGGUGGAAUGAAUAGAAUGGGAGGUGAUGGAUUUGGUGGAAUGGAAGGAAUUAAUAACAUGGCAGGAUUUAGUGGCAUGAGCAGAAUGGCAGACAUGUACCGAGGAGGAAUGGGAGGCAGCAUGGACAGAGAUUUUGGUCGCAGUGAUAUAGGCUUGAGUCGUGGAUUUGGGGAUUCGUUUGGAGGAAUGAGUGGUGCAAUGGUAGGCAGUUUUGGAGGAAUGAGUUCUUCUGCAAUGGGUCCCCUAGGCUCUGGAAUGAGCAGUGGCAUGGGUGCAGUAAAUAGUAUGGGUAUGGGUCUUGGCAUGGACAGAAUGAACACAAACUUUGACCGAAUUGGAGGUGGAUUGGACAGGAAUAUGGACAUGGACAGAGGAUUUGGAGGAUUUGGCUCUUCUCAGUUAGGAAGUGGUUUAAGAGAUCGGGGAAACAAAGGAUGUCAAAUAUUUGUGCGAAAUCUACCAUUUGACUUGACUUGGCAAAAAUUGAAAGAGAAAUUUAAUCAGUGCGGUCGCGUAGUUUUCGCAGAGAUAAAAAUGGAAAAUGGAAAAUCUAAAGGCUGUGGAACUGUACGAUUUGACUCUCCAGAAACUGCAGAAAAGGCAUGCAGAUUAAUGAAUGGCAGCAAAAUAAAUGGCAGAGAAAUUGAUGUCCGUUUAGAUCGUAACGCAUAAUUUCUUGUUUUUGUCCAAUGACAUUCCCAUAUUUGUUUAGUCUUUUUGGUAAAGAAAUUUUUAGUAACCGUGAGUUAGAGCGGUAAAGGCUGGUUUUAGUCUUUAAGCCUUUACCUAGUGUGGUGUUAAACAUGUAAUUUUGUUAUGGCUGCUUUUCCUUUCUCUUUAUUUUUUUAUUUUUUUUUUUAAACACCAUGUCUUAGUCAUUCAGUUUAAAUGAAUGGACAUACUGUUUUUAAUAAAGCCAUUUCACACAGCUAGUUUUGAAAGUCUGCCUUGUGGGGUUUUAGUCCUGUAUUUUAUUUUUGUUAUAAAACUGUAACAAUUGUUUGGCUUCACCACAGCUCCACUUCUACAAAAAAAAUGUAAGAAUAAAUGAACUCUGAACGGUUGAACAUAA